ACUAAAACUCCAAGCUCUCGUCCAUUUUGCCCAAGUAGAGGACUGCACAAUGGCGGAACAAACAGACUACACGUACGAUCAACAGGCUAAUGGUGAAGGAGGAUUUGAACAGUUCGAGCAACAACAGCAAAAUGCAGAACCUAUGGAGGGACAAGAAACAGACUACAAUGCAAGCGCUGGAGGUGGCGGAGAAGGCAUGAAAGUUGAUGACGAUGAUGAACGUAAAAUAUUUGUUGGAAAUCUCAGCUGGGAAACUUCUCAAAAGGACUUAAAAGAUUACUUUUGCAAAUUUGGAGAAGUCGAAAACUGUGUCCUAAAGCAGGACUUGGAAACCCGCCGAUCCAGGGGCUUUGGAUUUGUUGUGUUCAAAGAUGUUGGCACAGUUGAUAAAGUAUUAGAAGAAAAAACACAUUCCUUAGGUGGAAGGAAUAUAGAUCCCAAAAGAGCAAAUCCACGGAAGAAGGAGGAAGCCAUUAAAAAGAUCUUUGUAGGAAAGGUUGAUCCUAGCUUAACAGAGGCUGAAAUUAAAGAAUACUUUGAAACCUUUGGAGAGGUGAAGAAGAUUGAUUUGCCAUAUGACAAGGCAAAGGAGCAGAGGAGAGCUUUCUGCUUUGUUGAGUUCAAAGAAGAAGAUGCUGUGAAGAAAAUCACAGACCAAAGUCUGCACAAAAUUAAAGACCAGGAGGUUGAUGUGAAGAAAGCUUUACCCAACUCGCAGAACAAAAGAGGUCGCGGGGGCUGGGGAUACGGCUAUGGUGGAGGAAGAGGAGGAUGGCAAGGGUAUAACCAAGGAGGAUAUGGUUAUGGAGGUUAUGGCCAGGGAGGCUAUGGGUAUGGGGGAUAUGGAUACGGAGGAUAUGAUUAUUAUGGGGGUGGACCCAACUAUGGCAACUGGGGUGGAUACGACCAGAACUAUUACAACUACGGAAAUUACGGGGGUGACGGUCAACAGCAGAGUAACUAUGGUAAAACUCAGAAGGGCGGCCGAGGUGGUGGUGGUGGAUACCAUCCAUACAACCGAUAAACAUCACAGGUGAUAAAAACGGGAGACCAACAAAAUUUGAUAGCUUUCUCGUGUCAUUGCAUGAUUCUUUCCUUAAUCCUUUCAAUUGUUGACAGGUACCCAUUCUAAUCUUCCUCUGAAUUUCAGGGAGUUUGGAUCCUUUGUAGGCUUAUAUUUCACUUUUCUUGCAGGGUCUGGAUGAUAGGAAUAGUUCUUCCUCAAUUUUCGAUUGCAAAACUUUCACUUUGUAGAUAAAUUGAUGGGGGAAAAAAAUUUAUAUUGUAAAUUUAUAAGUAAAGACUACAACUUAUUCUAGUAAACAACUAAUAUCUGAAAUAAAAGUAACUGCUCUGAUAAAAUUUUAUGAAAUUUAAAAGAAAAUAAUGUUAAAAUUUUAUACACCAACAAGUUGUACUUUUAAACGGAAGUCUGAUUAUACAGAGGACUAGUGGUGAUAGCUUUAUUAUUUUGUGAUCUUGUAGAUCAAACUCAUUGAAGACCGGAAGUCUGUGUUGUUUUGUGAUCUUGAGGACAGGCAGUUCAGUCGAGGGGAGAAAGCAGUCCUUUCAUAACUCAUUUGACACUCAUCAUUAUCAUUAUCAUUUCACAUGCCUAGUUGAAUUUUAUGUGCAGUCAUCAACUUGUAAUAAAACUGAUUUUUUACAAAA
Ostrea edulis (European flat oyster) is the source of this 1671-nucleotide messenger RNA. Its product is annotated as heterogeneous nuclear ribonucleoprotein D-like-B. Bases 50 to 1024 code for a protein of 324 amino acids. Gene Ontology annotation, cellular component: nucleoplasm. NCBI's taxonomy places the organism in Eukaryota, Metazoa, Mollusca, Bivalvia, Ostreida, Ostreidae. The record is from RefSeq and is a predicted model, not a curated record. Gene Ontology annotation, molecular function: RNA binding. The transcript has 8 exons. Gene Ontology annotation, biological process: regulation of gene expression.